Messenger RNA from Raphanus sativus (radish), 3596 nucleotides. RefSeq lists its product as uncharacterized. The transcript is spliced from 3 exons. The record is from RefSeq and is a predicted model, not a curated record. The coding region runs from base 1113 to 3248 and encodes 711 amino acids. Lineage: Eukaryota; Viridiplantae; Streptophyta; Magnoliopsida; Brassicales; Brassicaceae.
UCAUGGAAAGCACCAAGGAAUGGAAGCAUGAACCUGAACCUGAAGAGCUUGUAGCUGAGGAUGCAACAUUGAAGAAUGCUUGGAAACAAGAAGAAUACAUUGGUCUUGGACGAAGCUUGAUCAUCCAAGACACACUUACCACACUUCAAGCUACUCCACCUUCAAGCUGAUCAUCAUCUAGGCAAGUAGCUUGUGUGUGCUCUUUUCCUAACCUUUGGUUUUGUCCCACUGGGUUUUCCAAAGGAAGGUUUUUAACGAGGCCACAAGUCUACUUCUCCUAUCUCCUAGAUGAUUGAUCUUGGUCUGUCCACAUGAAGACCUUAUGUUAUAUAUUAAGCUAUGUUUUUAUGUUAUUUAGUUUUCGAAAACUCUUAAGUCCUGGUCUUUGUUGUAUUUUCGAGAGGAGCCUAUGUCUUUACUCCUUUUCUUAUGUUUUCGAGAAGCUGUGCAUGUACAGCCUUCUCCCUUUAUAUGCUGGAUGAAAUUGACAGCCCUAGGUGUCUAAGGAGGUGUGUCAUAUCCAAUCUAGCCAUCUAAAAGUGUCAAGGAGUCUCUUCCGCAACUCUUUGAAUCAUCAAUCAAUCCACAUGCCUUGAGAAACUUGAGUCUUUUGAUUCGUUUCUGCAAGGAUUAUCCCAUCUGUUCCAGAGCCUUCCUAGGAUCGUGUCAAGUGGUAUCAGAGCAACUCUGGAAGGGAAGUGUUCAUUUUUCUCUCUAAUUUUCGUUGGGUCCUUUCAUAUUCAUGCUAAGAACUGAUAGAUCUGUGCUGUGGCUGUCGAAAUUUGAUAAAAUUGAGUUCUUUGAUCACAAUUCUGAGUUUAGACUUUUCAUAUUAUUGCAGAGAAAUCAGAUCUGUGUUUGUUUGUCUAAAAUCUGUGAGAUCUGUUUCUGUUUAAUUGAUCAAUCUGUUUCAAUCUGUUCUAAGUUGUUUUAGGUUGAAUUUCAAAAUUAAUCUGAGUUGUUUUUGUUUGAAUUUCGUUUUGAUCAGUUUCUGAUUUGUGUUAACUUGAAUCGAUCUGUUUCUGUUGUUGUGAAUCUGUUUGUGUUUAAUUUGAGUUUUUUUUUUCUGUAGAACUUGUUACUGUUGUGUUUUGUUUUCUGUUACAGGUACCAUGGCAGGAGAUCAGAAGGGAAAACUCACUAAGAAAGAAAGGCUGUUGCUUGAACAAGAGAAUCAAAUAUUGGAGGAGUGGUUACAAGUGUUGAAGGAUAUGGAGAAGCAACCCAAAAGGACUAGAAGAGCACGUCUAUCCUUUGAAGCAAAGAAUCAAGAAGCAGUUACUACUGUCUCAGAACUCAAAGUUGCAGAACCAGACUCAGCUACAUCAUUUCAAGAAGCUCAAACCGAAACAUCUUUGGUAAAAGGAGAGUUUGAGAAAGGACAAGAGUUUUCUCUGUUCUUAUCUCAGUCUGAAUUUAAUUUUAAUAAUUCCUUUGAUGAACUAACUUGUCUUGAACCGGUGCAACCGAGUAGAAUUGUUUCAGUGUCACAGGUUGCAAAAGAAGACUCAGCAGAGAAAGAACCAGAACAAGCAACACAAGGAGAAGAGUUGGAACAGCUGAACAUCUUGCAGUCUGAAACAUCUCCUGAAUCCUUGUCUUAUGACCUGCAAGAGCAGUGUAAGAAGAUUAAUAUGGUUGUCUCUGUUCCUGAAAUGUUUGUUAAAGUGAGCACUGAAGAUAUAAAACGUUUUGGUCUUGACAAAAUAAAAGAUUUUUGUGUUUCAAAACCUGGUUUUGAUAACAUGUCUAAAUCUUUUAAGGAACUUAAACCAGAAAACCUCUUUGAUCAAAAACGUUUUCAAACUGAUAAUAACCAUCUUUCUGGUCAUGUUUUGAGUCUUGAUCAUUUUAUGAAGCAUAGCAAAAGUUUUGAUCACUAUGAAAAGGUUUUUGAGCCUGAUUUGAAACAAUCUGAUUUCUGUUUUAAGCCUUGUGAUUUAUUUGCUAGAACUGAAGAUAAGAGUUUUGUUGAGAACUUUCCUAGGCAUGAUCUGAUCACUGAUAAUUUUCUUGCAUCUACUUGUCUCUUGAAAGAACCUAGGAAGUUUCAUGAACCGAAAUUGCAUCAAUCUGAUAUUAGAUUUGAUUUUGUGAAGUCUGCAAAGUUCUCUGAGUUUGAGAUUGAUUGUUUGUGUGCUGAAAAUGAUUUUAAACGUGUAGGGUUGUUCUUUGAGGAUAUUCUAGUGUAUAACACUUUCUUUGAUAAACCUGCUACACAACUGAAAUUAGAGUUCAUUGAUUCUGAGUGUGUGAACUUGUUCCUUACUAACAUUUGGGUCUGUAAUAUUUUAUUUGAUAAGCUGAAUAGAUGGAGGAAUCAUACUGUUUUGUGUUUUGGAGAUAUUUUUGUCUACAAUACUUUCUUUGACAUGAUAAUCCACUUGACUUGUCCAAAAGAAGCUGAGAAAGGUACAGGUGAAAAGAGGGGCUAUAAGUAUCAGAGUAUCAAAGAUGAGUCCUUAGCUAAGUUGGAGAUGCAACAAGAAAUCUUUGAAAGCUGUCUAGCCGCCAGAUUUGACAUAGGAGCAGUCCGAGGAUCAUAUCUCAACAACCACAAGGAAUUAUUCAACAAACUCGACUGCUAUGGAAACUUAACUCAUGAGGGUCUCACGUCGAAUUGGAAUCACGACCAAAUCUUCUCAGAGCCAUGUGCAGAUUAUAAGGAAGCUUGGAAGCAAUCAAGGAGAAAGAACAAGCGUGAGGAAGACAAUCGGUUCAAGCCACCUGAUCUGAACAAGAACCAACAUGUCCCUGGCUUUAUCCUCAUCAAAGAAGCACCUCCAGAUGAAUCAUACAAGCCAGAACCAAGCAGAAACAAAUUUGGGAUAAGACUCUUACUCUUUGAUAAACUUUUAUGUGCUAACUUGUUUUGUUUUAUUGCAUCAGGAGUAAGGAGAGCUAACUGGAUCAGUGUUUCUUCUAUAUCCGAAUCAAACAGCAACAAUGCCUAUCUAAGAGGCUUGCAAGGUAAGUGUAAUCUGAUUUCAAACUUCUAUGUUGCUGAUUUGGUCCCCUUUAUUGCAGGUAAAGCAGAUUUGAGGUCAAAUCUUUUUGAAGAAGGAGGGGAUGAUAUGAUCAUGGAAAGCACCAAGGAAUGGAAGCAUGAACCUGAACCUGAAGAGCUUGUAGCUGAGGAUGCAACAUUGAAGAAUGCUUGGAAACAAGAAGAAUACAUUGGUCUUGGACGAAGCUUGAUCAUCCAAGACACACUUACCACACUUCAAGCUACUCCACCUUCAAGCUGAUCAUCAUCUAGGCAAGUAGCUUGUGUGUGCUCUUUUCCUAACCUUUGGUUUUGUCCCACUGGGUUUUCCAAAGGAAGGUUUUUAACGAGGCCACAAGUCUACUUCUCCUAUCUCCUAGAUGAUUGAUCUUGGUCUGUCCACAUGAAGACCUUAUGUUAUAUAUUAAGCUAUGUUUUUAUGUUAUUUAGUUUUCGAAAACUCUUAAGUCCUGGUCUUUGUUGUAUUUUCGAGAGGAGCCUAUGUCUUUACUCCUUUUCUUAUGUUUUCGAGAAGCUGUGCAUGUACAGCCUUCUCCCUUUAUAUGCUGGAUGAAAUUGAGUAAUAAAUAAUCAUCUUUUCAGUCAAAAA